Solanum dulcamara is the source of this 1586-nucleotide messenger RNA. RefSeq names its product E3 ubiquitin-protein ligase PUB23-like. The record is from RefSeq and is a predicted model, not a curated record. Lineage: Eukaryota; Viridiplantae; Streptophyta; Magnoliopsida; Solanales; Solanaceae. Gene Ontology annotation, molecular function: ubiquitin protein ligase activity. Bases 122 to 1351 code for a protein of 409 amino acids. Gene Ontology annotation, biological process: protein ubiquitination. The transcript has a single exon.
UUUCUUUAGACUUCCACACAUAUCAUAAAUACAUAUAAAAAGCUUAGGAUUUUGUCUACCUCACACUUCACGUUGAUAUAGCAAUUCACAAAAAUCUAGAAAAUACCAAUUGUAUCAAUCCAUGGAUUUUCCUCUACAUUUUAGAUGUCCAAUCUCCAUGGAGGUCAUGAAAGAUCCUGUUACAAUCUCCACUGGUGUUACAUAUGAGAGAAAAAACAUAGAAAAAUGGUUCUACACUUGCAAGAAAAAAACUUGUCCUGCCACAAUGCAAGUUAUACAUAGCUUUGACAUGACACCAAAUCACACCCUCAAAAGACUCAUUCUUUCUUGGCAAAAUGGCAAAUCUCAAUCAAAUUCAAACACAUCUCCUGAAUUAUCCAUGAAGCAUGAUGAGCUCGUAUCGUUGAUCAACACGAUAGAAUCGAGCCCUUUUAUGGUGAGUUCCAUGAAGAGACUUAAGUCAAUUGUUGAAUUAGGUGAUCAUGAUGUGAAGGAUGAUUUCAAGAAAUGUGGUGGGGUUGAGGUUCUUGUUAGGAUCAUUCAACAAAUUUUAAUCGAAAGCUCGGAUUUCGUGACAUUUAGAGCAUGUGAAGAGGCUCUUAGUCUUUUGAUCAAAUUGCCAAUUGUGUUAGAAGAGGAAGAGACAAUCAAGAUUCUGUUGCAGCCAGGGUGCAUGAAGUCAAUGGCUAUAAUGCUUCAAAGGGGGAGUGCAGAGGCAAGAUUUUGCACCGUUUCGAUAUUCCAAAGGAUUACAAAAUCAGAUUGUCAAUGGAGUGUUGUGAUUGAAGAUCAAGGGAUUGAAUUCUUUAAGUCCUUGAUGGAAAUUGUGUCUGAUGAAAUUUGUAGCAAGGCAAGUUCUUGUGCACUACAAGUCUUGAUAGACAUACUCGAAAAAUCGAAAAAAUCAAGAUUGAAAGCAAUUGAGGCAGGAGCUAUGUGUACAUUGAUUGAGAUUCUUCCUGAUUCAAGCAAAUCAAAAAGUGAAAAAAUAAUGUACUUGAUCAAGAUGUUAUGUGAAUGUGCUGAUGGAAGAAUGGGAUUUAUUGAACAUGGUCUAGGAGUUGCAGCCAUAACCAAAAAAAUGUUGAAUAUUUCAAAUGUUGGAACAAAAAUUGGGGUGAAAAUACUUUCACUGAUUAGCAAUUCUCACCCCACAGACAAAAUUUUGGAGGACAUGUUGAUGUAUGGAGCACUGAAAAAAUUGGUGGCUUUGUUACAUAUUGGUGGCUCUUCAACAACAAAGGAAAGAGUAGUCAAGAUUUUAAAAUUGCAUGGUGAUAAGUGGAAGAAAAAUCCAUGUUUCCCUAAUGAGCUAAAGAAUUAUUUGGGGUUGGAAAGUGAUUCUUUGUAAAAUUAUGGGGUUCAAAAAGGAAUUAAUGUGAAAGUUUCAGAUACUUGUAAAGAAAAAUUUGAUGAAAUUGAAGAAAAUGAAUUUGUUAGGUUAAUUAUGUUCAAAGGGUGUUGGAUUAACAAUUGAAAAUUUUGUGAUCUGUUGGGUAUUACCAAUUUGUUUAACGGUAAUCAUCACCAAUAGUCUUAUUUAUUGAUGUAAUUUUGAUACAUUAUUUCAUUUGGAUGUCAUGUCU